Molecule: messenger RNA, 2094 nt
Organism: Mycena indigotica
Lineage: Eukaryota; Fungi; Basidiomycota; Agaricomycetes; Agaricales; Mycenaceae
Product: p-loop containing nucleoside triphosphate hydrolase protein
Exons: 9
Coding region: 1-2094 (697 amino acids)
Biological process (GO): mitochondrial respiratory chain complex III assembly; protein insertion into mitochondrial inner membrane from matrix
Cellular component (GO): mitochondrial inner membrane
Molecular function (GO): ATP hydrolysis activity; ATP binding
Source: RefSeq, a predicted model, not a curated record
AUGCCGGGCACCGUUGUCGCUGCCGUCCAACGGCUACCACUACUCUCGGGCGAGUCAUGGAAGCGCCUCAUCCGCGCACUUGUCCUUCUCUUCAAGCGCUCUUUGGAGAACCCACAGGUGGCGGAGCUAUUCAGAUUCAUCUUCCUCGGGACUAUUGUCGAAACGAGCCGCGUUAUUGGCGUAAAGAUGGUCUCCUUUGUGAACAGCUUCUUCCUCGUCAAGGCAUCCUUCAAGCAGGGAGAGUUGUCCUACGAAUGGGUCUCGGCAUACCUCGAGCAGCACAAAGUCUGGAACAAGUCGCGCACCUUCCGCGUCAUCGCCCGCAACGGCAGAAACAUCACCAACCGCGACAUGGCCCUCGCGGGUAACGAAGACGGCUACCCAGACCCCGUUUAUGAGCCCAGCGUCAGCGAGCCCGAGCUCUUCUGGUGGCGCGGCCGCCACUGGAUAACGAUCAGCAAAGACGAAAAGGAAGGCGCCUCGACGCUCACGCUGCAGGUCUGGAGCCGCAACAGGAGCGUGCUCGACGAGUUUAUCAAGGAGGCCAGAGAGCAGUAUAAAACCUCGCAGACUCCCCCACCCAGGAUAGAUUAUGACUGGUCGCAGUCGCUCAUUGUGGCGCACUUUAACCAGGCGGACUUCAGCUACGACUGGGUCCUGGACUAUCUCCAGUCCGAAAAUGUCAUGGCAGACGCAAACGAGUUUACUGUCUCCACAAAACAGAACGAUGUUGGCUGGAACCGCGAGGACCCCAACCAGCUCGUCCGAUAUGUCCCUUCGUCGAACACAAAACAGCGCUUGUGUUGGCGCGGGAAUUGGAUGCAGGUCGAAUUCGUUAUUGGUUAUGAGGACAGCAAUGGCCGUACCUCUGGUGGCUCCAUCAACAUCACCUUGCACUCUACCGACCGCACUCUCCUCACGACUUUCAUCGACGCCGCUCGCGUCCACUAUACCCAAGCGAGCAUCUCCCGCGUCACUGUCCAUUUGACGGACAACUACGGUAGUUGGGCACGGGCAGUGACGAAGAACAGGCGCGCAUUCAGCACACUCAUCUUACCGACUGGGGUCAAGGAAACAUUGCUGGCGGACGCAAAGGAGUUUUUGGCGAGCGAGGAGUGGUACACGUUUGCGGGUGUGCCCCAUCGGAGGGGGUACUUGCUGUAUGGCGAGCCGGGGACGGGGAAGAGCUCAACUAUCCAUGCUAUUGCGGGAGAACUUGGGCUGGAGAUAUACUUCAUAUCUCUUGCUGCUCCUGGAAUCGACGAUUAUACUCUGGGUCGCCUCAUUCGCGAUACUCCUUCACGGUGUAUCCUGCUUAUUGAGGAUAUUGACUGCGCUUUUCCUUCUCGCGAAGAAGAUGAAGACGAGGAGCCACUGCUGGACUCGAAAGGCAACCCUAUUCCCCGAGAGCCAGUUCCUCCGCGUUCACAGGUCACGCUUGCUGGCCUACUCAAUGUGCUCGACUCCGUGGCAAGUGAGGAGGGCCGGCUGACAUUUGCUACGACAAAUCACAUCGAAGCACUAGACCCCGCGCUCAUCCGCCCUGGUCGCAUGGACCUCAAAAUCCAGUAUGGCCUCGCAACGACAGAGCAACUGGAGCAGAUGUUCGACCGGUUCUACCCAUACAAUGCCGAGCUCGCGGACGAUGCGGGCCCCGCAAUCGGAUGCUACUACGACUCGAGCGUUGCGCCUCCGCUGCCCCGCGUCCGGCUGUCAGCAGAAGCGCUGCUUUCGCUGGGCACCCAGUUCGCCGCGGCGGUCCCGCCGAGCCGGUACUCGAUCGCGCAGCUGCAGGGGUACCUGCUGAGCUGGAAGAACGACCCGCAGGCGGCGCUGGCGGGCGUGGGCGGGUGGAUGGAGCGGCAGCAGCGCGAGAAGCAGGAGAUUGAGGAGAUGAAGAAGCGCAGGAGAAGGGAGGCCGCGGCGAGGCGGGAGGCGGAGGAAAGGUUGGAGAGGGAGGAGGAGAGGAGGGCGGCGAGGGGCAGUGGGCAGGCGAGUGAGGAUGGGGAAGUGGUUGUGGAUAGUAAAAAGAAGGAGGAGGACAGUGGACAGACGUCGCCGGGGCUGGGUGUCCAGGAGAUUGUUACAGGUUAG